AACAAUCCACCACCGCUCCCAUAAAAAGAACAGCAAACAAAGAGGAAAGGCCAUCGCAGGCUGUAGUCCGGCCGCCGGCAAGCAACAUCUCCGGUGGCAGCCAGCCAUGGCGUCCGCCGUAACAGGAGCUAACAGCCAUGGGAGAGCCCUGCACACCUGCGCAGCCUCCUCCAGGCCCAGGGCGCUCACAGGCUGGAGCAGGCGCACGCUCGCCGUGCCCGCACACCGUGCGCCGUCGCCGAGAGCUCGGGUCGUCGUCCGAGCCAGCGCCCAGCGCGCGACCUGGCUGCCCGGACUGGACCCGCCUGCUCACCUCGACGGCACGCUACCGGGUGACUACGGCUUCGAUCCCCUGGGGCUCGGGGAGGAACCGGCGAGCUUGAAGUGGUACGUUCAGGCCGAGCUCGUACACUGCCGGUUUGCCAUGGCAGGGGUCGCCGGAAUCCUUGUAACUGACUUGCUCCGUGUAUCAGGGAUCCGGGACCUACCGGUGUGGUUCGAGGCAGGUGCAGCGAAAUUUGACUUCGCCAACACCACGUCACUCUUCUUCGUCCAGCUUCUCCUGAUGGGAUUCGCUGAAACCAAGAGGUACAUGGACUUCAUCAAUCCAGGAUCACAAGCAGAGGAAGGAACCUUCAUAGGGCUAGAGGCUGCACUUGUAGGUUCACAGCCAGGCUACCCCGGGGGUCCACUGUUUAAUCCGUUAGGACUUGCAAAAGACAUAGAGAAUGCGCAUGAAGAGAAGUUGAAAGAAAUCAAGAAUGGGAGGCUGGCAAUGGUAGCCAUGCUUGGCUUCAUGGUGCAAGCAUCUGUAACUCAUGUUGGCCCCAUCGACAAUCUUUUGACACAUCUUUCGGAUCCAUUCAACAAAAAUAUCAUUCACACACUCUCCUCUUCCUGAGAAUUCUGUCCCCAUACCUCUGCUUUUCACUGUACGGUGCUGUGGCACAAAAACAACACACAAUGCUUUCUAACAGGAAGUGCAUUAUUUUAGCUUUCCUCUUUGCAAAUUUUUCAAUAAUGAAAACUGAAUAUGGAACUUCAAUAGCUAUCAAA
Molecule: messenger RNA, 1056 nt
Organism: Setaria italica (foxtail millet)
Lineage: Eukaryota; Viridiplantae; Streptophyta; Magnoliopsida; Poales; Poaceae
Product: photosystem I chlorophyll a/b-binding protein 5, chloroplastic
Exons: 6
Coding region: 107-901 (264 amino acids)
Biological process (GO): response to light stimulus; photosynthesis, light harvesting in photosystem I
Cellular component (GO): membrane
Source: RefSeq, a predicted model, not a curated record